AUGUAAUCAAGAGCCACAUCUGAAUAGUUAGAUAUUGUUGAUGAUUGUGUUGAGUUUUUCAGCACAUUUAAUAAAUUGAAUCAAUCUGAAGUAAGAGAUGUAAUCACUUAAAAAUAUCAAAAUCCCGAUAAGAAGGUUUCCUUGCCCAAAGCAUAAGCAGCUAGCAGAGAUGAGCAUAAAUUAAAAUUUCUCAGUGAAGACUAGUAAAUUCAUCAUGUACCAAACAAUCAGACAAGUUCUCAUUAAGUAGAUUAUAAAUCUAAACAAAAGUAGUUAAUGAUGAAUGAAAUUGGUGUUAGCGAAGAGGGUUUUAUGAAUCGACCUACUGAGCGCAGAGGUCUCGGAGCAAGCGGUCCAUCUGGUGGGGGAGGUGAUUUAUUUGAUUCAUUUAGAAACCAAAGAAGUAAAAGGUAUCAUGUUGCUGCUGAAGAAAGGUAAAGAGGUGUAAAAGAAGAAUAGCUAUGUUACAUUUGCCAAUAGCCAGGCCAUUUCGCAAAAGAUUGUAAAUUUGGUAUUGAUUGA
Stylonychia lemnae is the source of this 522-nucleotide messenger RNA. NCBI's taxonomy places the organism in Eukaryota, Ciliophora, Spirotrichea, Sporadotrichida, Oxytrichidae. The record is from the annotation of a GenBank genome assembly.